Messenger RNA from Aspergillus alliaceus, 1275 nucleotides. RefSeq names its product putative tryptophan dimethylallyltransferase. The record is from RefSeq and is a predicted model, not a curated record. The coding region runs from base 1 to 1275 and encodes 424 amino acids. Gene Ontology annotation, biological process: alkaloid metabolic process. Gene Ontology annotation, molecular function: transferase activity, transferring alkyl or aryl (other than methyl) groups. NCBI's taxonomy places the organism in Eukaryota, Fungi, Ascomycota, Eurotiomycetes, Eurotiales, Aspergillaceae. The transcript has 2 exons.
AUGCUUAACUCUUCCCCGGACCUCACCCUUUUUGAGUGUCUGACAGAGUCACUCGAAUUCCCACACGAGAGUUGGAAGCAAUGGUGGCAUAAAACCGGCCCUAUAUUGGCCAAGCUUAUGAGCUCAUCGAAUUAUAACGCAGAGUGGCAGUACAAAUACCUUGAGUUCUAUGCUACAGUUGUUGUCCCUUUCCUGGGGCCCUAUCCACAGGUUGUUCGAAGUACCAUUACCCGAAGCGGCCUCCCGGUGGAGUUCAGCGUCAACUACCAACAAUAUGGAAAGCAACCUAUUGUUCGCAUAGCCUUUGAGCCCAUUGGUGGAGCGCCAGAUACCGAAGCUGUGGCCUACGAUCGGGAUAUAGCAAAAGAAUUUCUCUCUACCUUGUCGAAACUAGAUCUAAAAGGGUUCGAUCCGCGAUUGUGGGAUUUAGUCUCUCGGAACAUACAUAUUGAUGCUACUGAAAGAGCAAUGUUACAAGAGAAUAAGAUUGAUGGCACUUACGUGAGGACUCAAACAUUGUUCGGCUUUGAUUUGAUCGGAGGAGGUGAUAUGUCAGUGAAAGCGUAUGCGUUUCCGGGUUUGAAAUGCAAAGCAUCCGGACAGUCUUCGCAAACAUUAUUGGCCAAUACAAUCAAAGGCCUGCAGAAGCAGGUAGAUUGUUCUGAAGCCUUUUCAAUGGUAAACAGUUAUUUGCAAGAGACUGACUCUUACAACCCUUACUCUUUCUUCUCAUGGGACUGCAUAGAGGCAUCCAAGAGUCGUCUCAAAAUCUACAUGUGCUCUGCCAGUAUGACACGGGCAAAGCUUGAAGAAACCUGGUCACUUGGUUCUCGGCUAAAUGGUCCUAGUAUGGAAAAGGGGUUGAAAUAUCUCUUGCAGCUUUUUGAUUGCAUUCAGAUCAAGGACAAGGAGCUUGAUAUUAAAAUCGAGCAUGAUGAUCGAAGCGACACCUCCAAGGUAACCCCGUUAAUGUGGAAUUACGAGAUGCGGAAUAACGACCCAUUGCCUGUGGCUAAGAUAUACUUGCCUGUGCAUGGUGAGAAUGAUUUGAGAAUUGUCAUUGGCGUUGCGCGGUUCAUGAAGGAAAUUGGAAUGGUCGACUUAGGCAAAUCCUACCUGGAUACGGUUCAGUCUUACUUUUCUGGGUAUGACCUUGGGCAGACGGAUCGUCUGACAUCUUGGGUUUCCUUUACGUAUACGGAGAAGAUGGGAGUCUAUCUGAGCAUCUAUUACCAUUCUUCUCUCGACAACCUAUGGGUGGCGAAAGAAAAAUGA